CCCGGGAGCUGGUUGGGGGCGCUCCCGUCCCUCUCCGCCGGCCCCUCCCCCGCCGAUGGGCCGGCCCGGCUCUCCCUGCCAAGAGAUGGGCCGGCCCGGCGGCGCGCGGGCAGCGGCGGCGGCGGCGGCGGUCCAAGAUGGCGGAGCUGCAACUGGACCCGGCGAUGGCGGGGCUGGGAGGGGGUGGUGGGAGUGGGCUGGGCGACGGGGGCGGACCGGGUCGCGGGCCCCCCAGCCCUCGCCCCGCUGGCCCCACGCCCCGCGGGCACGGCCGCCAGCCCACCGCCGCCGCGCAGCCGCUGGAGCCGGGUCCCGGACCGCCCGAGCGGGCAGGGGGCGGUGGCGCCGCCCGCUGGGUCCGGCUGAACGUGGGCGGCACCUACUUCGUGACCACCAGGCAGACCCUAGGCCGGGAGCCCAAGUCUUUUCUCUGCCGCCUCUGCUGCCAGGAGGACCCGGAGCUGGACUCAGACAAGGACGAGACAGGGGCCUAUCUGAUUGACAGGGACCCUACCUACUUUGGUCCUAUCCUGAACUACCUCCGCCAUGGGAAGCUCAUCAUUACGAAGGAGUUGGCAGAAGAAGGUGUGCUGGAGGAAGCGGAGUUUUACAACAUUGCGUCUCUCGUGCGACUUGUUAAGGAAAGGAUACGGGACAACGAGAACAGAACUUCACAGGGCCCCGUGAAGCACGUGUACAGAGUCCUGCAGUGCCAAGAAGAGGAGCUCACGCAGAUGGUGUCCACUAUGUCUGACGGUUGGAAAUUCGAACAGCUAAUCAGCAUCGGAUCUUCCUAUAACUAUGGAAAUGAGGAUCAGGCAGAAUUCCUCUGUGUUGUCUCCAGAGAAUUAAAUAAUUCUACCAAUGGCAUUGUCAUAGAGCCGAGCGAGAAGGCAAAGAUUCUUCAGGAGAGAGGAUCUCGGAUGUAAAGUCCGGAGUCCUAACCGACGAGAGAGCAACCCAGCAGAGCACCUCUGUGAAGUUAAAUCUUGCUCCUGUACAGUAACUGAGCUACUGCAAAGCAAAGCUGAGCCUGGCCCCCCGGUGGAGAAGUGUUCUGGUCAAAACCAAAGGAACCCCAGCCCCACCCACAGGAGCCGGAAGACAGAGGCCGCUUCCGGCUGCAGAAUACCUUUUCAGUACCUGCUUCUGUUUUCUUAGCCAGUGUUAUAACAAAUCUUUACAAGAGCAGCUGGGCCGGGUUCCCAGCUGGAGCUGAUCUAGGGCUAGGGGGAGGGGAAGAGGAAGGCCUAGGUCUUUGCACAUAUGCUGUGCUUCAAGGAAGCUGGAGCAAACGAAGAGGUUUUUCCCUGCGCUGUGCCAUGUUUCCACCUGAGUGGGCCACGUUGGACGUUGGCAGCCGCUUUGUAACACCAUCUUUCCCCGCCCAUGCACCCCAAAAUAAUGCAGCAGAUGCAAAGGGUUCUAGCUUCAGGUUGUUGAACUGAGGUUUCGAUAGAGUUGCCAGAGUACCCCACAUUCCUAUGAACAAAGCCUCUGGGAGGAGGGGGAGGAUAGGGUGUCCUUGGUUGUGGUUGGAGACGGGGGAUCGCAGCUCUGGAUUCGGGACACCCAGCUACUACCAUGUUCAGCUUUGCCUCGUUUGUCUCCAGCAGCCUGGACCCCCCAGAUAGCUUGCUUUCUCCCCAAGAAGAGGUUUGAGGCAGGCGGCAUCCUGCGCCGAAUGAGACGGACAGACUGAUGGGCGCUUUAGGUAGUUGGCGUAACUGCUUCUGCAGCCUUUUCUUGCCCUCCAUUGGCCCAUCUUCCUUCCCUGACUUUUUAAACUGGGGCUGAGGGUAAAGGGACUUUGGACCCUCGAUGGCUUGGGGUGGGGACGGCUGUUUUCUUUGAAAGUUGCCAAAUGUGUUAUGUUGUAGUAUCCAAAAAAGUGGUAUCAUUUUUGUGAUCGUCUCUUGGAAAUGCCUUGACCAAAAGUGCGAUAUUUGUGUCUCUUCUUGGUUUCUGACCUGGGCGGCGUCAGUGAGCAUCCCCCACCGUCCCCCAUAGUGUGUGUGCGUUUGCUGGGCAGUCUGCGGACUCUGCCAUCUCUGACCUAGCCCUCACCACCACUCCUUUCUGUGGAGCGCCAAGGCGUCGAGGAUCAAACGCUGUUGGACCCAGAGGAGGAAAGCCCUCCGUUGGGCUGUGCCCUCAGAGCUCGUAACUGGACUCUCUAAGCUUUUGAGUCUCGAUGAGCAGUCAUGGAACGCAAAGGGGCCAGAUAAUCCUGACUUUUCCCCGGGUGACUUUCUUAGGGUGGCAGAUGGUCUGGAGGAGGGGGAGGUGCCCGUGGGGAAUGCUCCAUCCAUAAAAGCCCCCUCAAGCCCAAGGCUCCUGGGCACCUUCAAAGCUGAGGUUCUCUCUGCUCCACAGUUCAGCUGCUUACUGCGUGGGUCUGGGGUCAUGGUGUUUUGGAAAUGACUAUCGACUAUGCCAAAUGUCUUCUGAGCCUGUGACCUGCCCCUGCCCAGGUGGCCUAACUCUUCUCCAGGAUUCACACGUUGCCCUCACGUGUCUGUGUAGAGUAGGGUAGAAGUGUGUAUCCAGGGCGUCUGCUGACACGCCAUGUCUGCGCACCAACGUGAACGUGCACGUCGGCACCUCGGAAGUCUGGCCCGAGCCCAGGAUUUUUACAGUUGUAAAAUGUUAGAGGAACUUCUACCUACAAUAAAAACAGUCACCCCUUCAGAAAGGUGACAGAUGUCCAUCCUGUCAUCUUUCAGGGAAAAAAAAAAAAAAAGAUUUUGAGUGAGUCAAGGAAAAGCUGCCCUCAGUAGGACAGAACUAUGGGCGAGGUGCUCUUUGGCCGAUUUGAAUGAGAACCGUCAGACUGAAAGGAGGGAAAGCAGCUGCAUCUGGGGCCUCGUGCCCAAUCAGAUUUGCUUUCUGGGGCUCACCUGAUGAUCAGCCUCUGGUCCCAAGCCAGCGAGAAGGAGCGAGGAGGCGUGGGCCAGCCCCUCAGGAUGCACUGUUUCUUUCUUCACGCUUCUCAGAGGUCCACCGUGGAGCCUGCGAAAAGACUGCUGAGCCCCUUGCUAAGUGAUCUGAGGAACUAGAGGGCUGCCUUUCACCAAGUUUCCCUCCUCCCGGCAACCCCAUGACAAUUUCAGUUGUUCCAAUGCUCCAGGAAUCCGAGAGAGAUUCGUUUCUUAAGGUUUCUGGACAAGUAUUUUACCCAAGCCCUUUAUGAACCUAGUUGGUGUUUUUUUCUUGAAAGCCUUCUCCCUCCGGGAGAGUAACUUCAGGCAGAGGUCUGGCCAUUGGCUGGGGGUAUCACAUGACCAGUGACCCACACUCUCCAGCUGCCCAGGGCUGCCACGUGGGGAGUGUCUCCCUGCUUCCUUCCCUGCCCAGGUCCGAGGCCGUGGGUGAUGCAGGCCAGACCCAGGGAGCAGCCUGGCAUCUCCUGAGUGACGACCCCAGAAGCCCGCUUCCAUCUUCUCCUCAGAACCUGUUCCUCUUUCUUGGCAGUGAGGCAGGGCCCAACCUCCUCUAGAGUAACUUAGUUUCUGCACAAUUUUAACUGAUCUCAGGGGUGUCCGUGAGGUGCAGAGGAGGAAGGGACAGAGAUGCUGAGGGAGUAGGGCUGAGAAGUCACCCACACCCUCCAGCAUGGCCUUUGAGCCAGGCCUUAGGGACCAUGCCUGUCACUUGUGGGUGCCCUUUGUUACCAUUUGUGUGUUUGAAUAAAGUCUGAAAUGCCGUGACCCUUUUUUUCUGUCUCUGGUCAAUAAAGACAUGAAACAAACUUCUG
Molecule: messenger RNA, 3757 nt
Organism: Eubalaena glacialis (North Atlantic right whale)
Lineage: Eukaryota; Metazoa; Chordata; Mammalia; Artiodactyla; Balaenidae
Gene: KCTD2
Product: potassium channel tetramerization domain containing 2
Exons: 6
Coding region: 138-929 (263 amino acids)
Biological process (GO): proteasome-mediated ubiquitin-dependent protein catabolic process; protein homooligomerization
Cellular component (GO): cytoplasm; Cul3-RING ubiquitin ligase complex
Molecular function (GO): cullin family protein binding
Source: RefSeq, a predicted model, not a curated record